GGCGGCGUCACCGCCGCCGAGGCUGCCGCCGCGCACGCGCUGCCGUCCGUGCGCGACCCGCCGCCUCGCGUCGCACGACGACGGAAGAGUCGAGCGCGUCCUUCCCGGCGGCCGAAGAGUCGUGCACUUCACGAACGGGACGCUGAAGGACAUCUCGCCGUCCAUGGAGGGGCCGAUAUCCACGGUGUACUUUACGAACGGCGACGUCAAGCGAUCGCACCCGGGGGGACGCGUGGAGUACUACUACAAAGAGGUGGACACCUGGCACACGACGCACCCGGGCGGCGCGGAGGUGUACCACUUCCCGUCCGGGCAGACGGAGGCGCACGGGUUGGACGGGUACAAGGAGAUCUUAUUCCCGGACGGGUUGCUUCGGAGGGUGUACCCGGACGGGCGGGAGGAGGACCAGCCGACGCGGUGA
Messenger RNA from Micromonas pusilla CCMP1545, 421 nucleotides. RefSeq lists its product as uncharacterized. Gene Ontology annotation, biological process: cilium assembly; centriole elongation. Gene Ontology annotation, molecular function: tubulin binding. The transcript is spliced from 2 exons. The record is from RefSeq and is a predicted model, not a curated record. NCBI's taxonomy places the organism in Eukaryota, Viridiplantae, Chlorophyta, Mamiellophyceae, Mamiellales, Mamiellaceae. Gene Ontology annotation, cellular component: centriole; centrosome. Bases 164 to 421 code for a protein of 85 amino acids.